UUGCGGUGGUCGUAUUUUAUUCUGCUCUUGGACUCUUUGCCAAAGUCUCUAUAUACUUUGUUUUAUCUUUUAUAAAAUACAUGUACGUAGUUUAUCAGAACUUGUCGUUAUACUAAGGAUGAUGAGGUGAUUUGACACCACUCUGCUAUUUUUUCUCGCGUUCUCCUUCGCAUACUACAUUGAAACCUCACAAGUGACGAGGACAGAGCCUAAACAUCUCUGGGUUAUGGGAUCCACAACGGCGACAGAAAGACUUAAAAUACGCCUCGUUUACGGCGCUCAAAAAGUUAACGGCAAACUGACGAGAAAUGCCUGAACGAAUGCAUUUAUUGAGAUGGAUUGUUGAGUCGAGUCACACAUCACUGAAGGACUGAUGGUGAGACGGGAUGGAAAUAUUUACGCACGGAGCAAUGCUUUCUUUGGGCCUGCAAGAACUACCUUGAGGCGAGUCAGAAAAUUGACUAAAAUUCUGUGCUGUUUGAGGAUCGUGUCAGUCGGAGCUUUUGAAAUACAUGAACAUUGUAUAACUUCUUCAGCUUCAAGUUUCCAGUUAAUGGAAAAAUAAAGUUGUAACCUAUUCACUGAUUUUUGCCAACACCAUAAACUCGGAUACGUUAUUAAUGCGGAAUUAGAAUUUCACCAAAGUACAGUGUGGUCGGUCUGAUUUUCAAAAGUCUCGGAAAUUUAUCGACGGAGCUGAUGUCACCACCUCAUGCAUCUGUCGGAUCUAUAUCGAGUGUUGAUCGGUCAGGUAAACUAUUAUGACACUUUACAUAGCCGGAGGGAAUUACGUUACUUCGGCGUUGAUUGAAUCUACUUUAAUCCAUACAUGUUCCAACCAAAGUUUAAUCAAACCACGGAGUUCACUAACACCAUUUCAAGUAAUUUACUUGCCAAAAGCGCCGGUGUUGGUGACGCACUUGACGGUGAGACUUUCAAAAGGAACUUGUAUUAAAACACGGAAGCGUUUUGCACACUUUUUGUUCCCAUGUUUUGCAUGUUCCUGCCAAGCAUUGUCAGUUGGUCCUGUAGAUCCCAUUUCAGUCUCAUUUGAUCCACAAACUCACAAGAACUGAAGCCCAGAGUUAACGCCAACAAAGCGCCCUGUGCACCCGGAUUCAACGUGAUAACAGCAUUUUCAACGAAGUGCCGAAUCAAUUGCAACAUGACAAUGCAGUGUGAAAAAUAUCAGAUAUAUAUAGUUUCAGGUUUGUGAAAGAAGUGGGGUGUCUAGCCGUCGACCUUUCAGCAAAGUAUCUAUUACGGGUAUUUCAAAGAUCACCAUGGAGGAAGCCGGCACAUUAGUUACCGACAACCCAAACUUGAACAGAGGUCUAAGUGCCGGUCUGUCCAGCACAAAGGAAAAAUCAGUCAGCAAAGUUUUGAUGGGGCUGAAACACCUGAAGGCUGACGACAUCGGUGUGCUGAAGUACACUCGCUCAUCGGAGCUGGGGACGCAGGUGAAAUGCAGCAACCAUGCCCACGAUGUCUCCUCUCGGAAACAGGUGAAUAUGUGGCAUCGAGACCAGCGCAUUGCUGUGGCCAAACUGGCCCGCGGGCAGCAGAAGAUGUUCCGCAAUCUCAUUCGCGUUCAGAACGAGAAGAGACGCAUUCAGCGGCGGGCUCACAUUAGGAAACAGAGGGAGAUGCAGAUUGAGCUGAGAGAGAAGGCGGUGAGGGAGAGGGAAGAGGCGCAAGACAGACUGCGAAACAUGAUCAUGACGGAGGUACACAAUGAAAAGACUCUGGAUGAUGACGAUAAGGUAUUCCCUCCGCCAUUGCCAGAGAUAAGCGAGGAAAGAGACAAGGAAACGACGGGUGGAAUCAAGAUGGACGCAGGCAGCACAGCCUUGAAAAACGGAUCCAGUCACUUUACCAGAUCUUCUCACUCUGGCGAUUAUUUACAUUCUAAAGAAACAAUCCACAGCUCCACCACGUCUCAAUCAACGUCUAGACGGUCGCCAUCUCAAAAUUCAUUAUCGUCACUACGGGCAAUUCCGAAUAGAGAAACAUCAGAGGUUCUAGAAAUGGUUACAAAAGCAAAUGUACCACUCAUUCCAUCUCUGAAAGAAAAGUCUGUUAUUAAAGAAAACGGAACAGGACUCAUUUCCAGACCUCAUUUUUCCAGAGAAGCCAUACAAACAAAUGUGAGGACUGCUCUUGAGUUCGAAAAAGGUGAUAUAAACCGAAAUAAAGUUUUACCCGGGAUUGUAACAAACAUUUCCAAAGAUCAAUCUUGCCAAAGUUACGAUGAGGGAACGUCCUACGAGGGCAGAGACUCGGUUUUUGAGGACGAUGUUACGGCAGUGACGGACAGAGCCAAAGAUCAAGCAACCAAGGAGACGAUGAAGCGCAAACAGAGCGAGAGAUCUAGAUCAAGAAACAAGUACCACAUCGGCAUCCCUAAUCGAACAUUCCGCCUGCCUGACUAUCAGGCUCCGGUGGUAACGAGUGUGGUGCAGUACCACCGGAAUAGCGCAGGGAGUUUAGUGGCGAGUGAAGUGGCCGUCAAGCCGGCGUCGGAGGAGUACAAGCUACCGUCACGACGAGCCGAGUACAUGGUAGAGAAGGCGCUGGAAUGGGAGAGGAAAAGAGAAGACAAACGACAGAAGAAGCUGAAAGGAUUCCUUGACAGGAUGAAGGAGAUAGGUAAGAGACUGACCCAUGUAGAUUUGUGUCUGGGUGCAUUCGCUGAUCAUAAAAGUUGUGACGAGUUAAAGAGCUACGUCCACUAUGGUCAGUUACAGGGAGUUAUUUUGAACAAAACCAAGUCUGGCACAUUCCUGGAUGUUCUUAACUUGCUUUUAGGAAAUCAGUAGUUUUGACGCUGUGUAUGUAGGAAUUUGACCCAACCAAAAAAAAAAAAA
Molecule: messenger RNA, 2867 nt
Organism: Acanthaster planci (crown-of-thorns starfish)
Lineage: Eukaryota; Metazoa; Echinodermata; Asteroidea; Valvatida; Acanthasteridae
Source: RefSeq, a predicted model, not a curated record